This is a messenger RNA of Lottia gigantea (owl limpet), 1947 nucleotides long. RefSeq lists its product as hypothetical. Gene Ontology annotation, biological process: mitotic cell cycle; microtubule cytoskeleton organization. Gene Ontology annotation, molecular function: structural constituent of cytoskeleton; GTPase activity; GTP binding. Bases 72 to 1427 code for a protein of 451 amino acids. Gene Ontology annotation, cellular component: microtubule; cytoplasm. NCBI's taxonomy places the organism in Eukaryota, Metazoa, Mollusca, Gastropoda, Lottiidae. The record is from RefSeq and is a predicted model, not a curated record. The transcript has 4 exons.
UUUUGUUUAAAGUUGAGUAAAAGCAAAUAGACACUUUAUUGUGAAGGUGCAAAGUGGUCGGUUUGUCAAAAAUGAGGGAGAUAGUCCAUCUUCAGGCUGGACAAUGUGGCAACCAGAUCGGAUCAGCAUUCUGGCAGACGAUUGCUGGUGAACAUGGGAUAGAUCCUACUGGAGCUUAUCAUGGUGACAACGAUUUACAACUGGAGAGGAUCGAAGUCUAUUUCAACACUGCUCAAAGUGGAAAAUAUGUUCCGAGAGCAAUCCUCGUCGAUCUUGAACCAGGCACCAUGGAUGCUGUCCGCAGUGGAGCACACGGACAGCUAUUCCGACCGGACAAUUUUAUAUUCGGCCAAACAGGUGCUGGUAACAACUGGGCUAAGGGUCAUUAUACAGAAGGCGCUGAAUUGGUUGAUGCAGUUUUAGAUGUGGUCCGCAAAUCUGCUGAGAACUGUGAUUGUUUACAAGGGUUCCAGUUGGUCCACUCUCUAGGCGGCGGAACCGGAAGUGGAAUGGGGACGUUACUGAUUAAUAAAAUCAAAGAAGAAUAUCCAGAUAGAAUCAUGACGACAUUUUCCGUCGUGCCAUCACCAAAGGUGUCUGACGCUGUUGUAGAGCCAUAUAAUGCCACGCUUUCCGUGCACCAAUUGGUGGAGAACUCUGAUGAAACUUACUGUAUUGAUAAUGAAGCCUUAUACGAUAUCUGCUUCAGAACCUUGAAACUCACUACACCAACAUACGGUGAUCUCAACCAUCUGGUAUCAGCCACCAUGUCUGGAGUGACCACCUGUCUCCGAUUCCCUGGUCAACUCAAUGCUGACUUGAGGAAGCUGGCUGUCAACAUGGUUCCCUUCCCACGUCUUCAUUUCUUCAUGCCUGGGUUCGCUCCCCUGACCGCCAGAGGUUCCCAACAAUACAGAGCCUUGACUGUUCCUGAACUUACCCAACAGAUGUUUGAUGCCAAGAACAUGAUGGCUGCCUGUGACCCAAGACACGGUAGAUACCUGACAGUAGCUGCUAUGUUCAGAGGUCGUAUGUCCAUGAAAGAGGUGGAUGAACAGAUGUUGAAUGUUCAGAAUAAGAACAGCAGCUACUUUGUUGAAUGGAUCCCCAACAACGUGAAGACAGCUGUCUGUGACAUCCCACCAAGAGGUCUGAAAAUGUCAGCCACCUUUAUCGGAAACAGCACAGCUAUUCAAGAAAUCUUCAAGAGAAUCUCUGAACAAUUCACUGCUAUGUUCAGACGAAAGGCUUUCCUCCAUUGGUAUACUGGUGAAGGUAUGGAUGAGAUGGAAUUUACUGAAGCUGAAUCUAACAUGAAUGAUCUGGUAUCUGAAUAUCAACAGUACCAGGAUGCUACAGCUGAGGAACUAGACGACGAUGAAGAAACAGAAGAAUAUGCUGAUAGAUCUGAUGGGAUAGAGAUAUAACUUCCGGUAAUCAUGCAAAUACCGGUAGCUCUUAAAUACAGGUCUAUCGGUAUUGUUACUUAUACCGGAAGUGACAUUCGAUAUUUCUAUAAGUGACAUUAUACACGAAAGAAAAUAUAUACAUAUAUUCAAUUACAAUGGUAUUCCUCUAAACAAUCGGUUAAUCAGCUGGUAGGAUUAAAUGAAAGGAUGAACGGCCUGCUUCAGAACCCGAUUCUGUCUAACAUCCAGUAGUGAUGCCGGGAUAAAGACCGUACUUCUGGCAUUACUGUUAAGGGAUCAAGACCGCACUUCCAGUACUACUGUGGAUCAAAAUCUCACUUCCGAUAUUGCUGUUUGGGAUCAAGAUCUCACUUACGGUACUGAUUGAACCUGAAGUUUCUCGGAUGACUUAGUGGUAAUAAUUAUUUUGGGGGUAUAGUUUCCAAAUAUCUACACCGUAACAAACGAAAUACUAUGCCCAACUAGCCAACAUUGUCAAAAUGGAAAAUGAAUGUACGAAAUAAAUUCCAUAAAAAUU